This is a messenger RNA of Stegastes partitus (bicolor damselfish), 804 nucleotides long. RefSeq lists its product as uncharacterized. The record is from RefSeq and is a predicted model, not a curated record. Bases 1 to 804 code for a protein of 267 amino acids. NCBI's taxonomy places the organism in Eukaryota, Metazoa, Chordata, Actinopteri, Pomacentridae. The transcript has 5 exons.
AUGGUUCUACCUGGUCACAUUCCGACUCUGAGGGGUCCUAUGCGUGAGUUGGUUGUGGACUUUGUUGACAUGAUAAAACCAGUUGGAGUCCAAUCUGCUGAUGACGCAGGCGUGUGUUGGCAGCAGCUGUGCCUCCUCUACAGACCAGCAUUUAAGCUGCGCUCAGUCCAAAACUCGUCGCCGGACCGUAAACAGUCUUCAUCCGGAUCCACCGCCAAGCCACUCUGUCAGCCGGCGACUCCUGCCACAAGGAACCGGAUCCUCUCUCACCUGCCUGCCACCUGUCCGUUCUCUUCAGUCCGUCCGUCCCGACGCCCCUCAUCAGCCAUGGCUCUGUCCACCAACCGGCAUCUGCUCUGCUCGCCUUCCACUCCAUGGUUCCCCCGGCGUCUGCCACUGGUCUCCACCCGCCUUCCCACCGCUGUGUCUGCGACGCCAACCUUCUUCCCCUCCCUGACUCCAUUACCAACCCCACUCCCUGCUUCCCCUCUCUCCUCGUUCGGCUCCCAUCAGAUUGAGUAUGAGGACUUCCAACUGGGCAUCAGCCUGAUCAACUGGUGCAUGGUAGAGAAUGAGGAGGUUGUGCUGUCACCACAACCUGUUGAAGCUGAAGCGGGGGCCACUGACACAGUUGAUGGUAAUGAGGGCAUAACUGAGGAGAGCGAUACAACGCCUCUGGUACAGGAUCUCCAGGACCCAGGUGAAACAAGUAGAGACCUGGACCCAUUAAGUAUGGAGGUUCUCCUGCCCGAUCCUGAACGGGUCAACAACUUUGAGUUCAACUGCGAGUUUGAGUUCAACUGA